Messenger RNA from Cryptomeria japonica (Japanese cedar), 3353 nucleotides. RefSeq names its product putative pentatricopeptide repeat-containing protein At1g68930. Lineage: Eukaryota; Viridiplantae; Streptophyta; Pinopsida; Cupressales; Cupressaceae. Gene Ontology annotation, biological process: RNA modification. Gene Ontology annotation, molecular function: RNA binding; zinc ion binding; protein binding. Bases 363 to 2942 code for a protein of 859 amino acids. The record is from RefSeq and is a predicted model, not a curated record. The transcript has a single exon.
AAUGCAAAAGGUCCGCAGAUAUCAUCGCUGUACAGGAUGUCAACACAGAACGAAAUGAGCUAAAUUUUGAGAUUGCCUAGAGAUUCUAUUACUUUCUCAUUCCAUGCGAUUCUCGUUCCUUGCCCACCUGCAAUCUUGAGUUUUCUAAUGGUGAGAAUCAAGUAUGAAUUGUAGCUUUUAGGACUGGAAUUUCAGAGUACUGAAAACGUUUUCAACUGUUAAAUGUUUGUUCAAUUCUGAAAACUCUCAGGCUUACCACUGGCAAUGUCAUUGUGAUAUAUGUAGACUGAGUAACACUGCACAUUUUCCACGCUCCACCCACAAUCAUAAAAUGCCAUUGCUUAUCUCAAUCUCACAGCAUUAUGUUAGAGGCGACGCUGCAGGUUCCGCUUACUACACACAACCCCCCUGAAGACUACUCUACACAUCUCCAAUCAUGGCAAACCUGUAUUCUCAAGAACACGCUUUCACAAGGAAAAAAAGUUCACUCUUUCAUCCCUCACAGGCGAUUUGCAUUUACUACACGCACAACUUUUUACAAUAAGCUUAUUCACAUGUAUGUCAAGUGCGGGAGUUUAGUGGAUGCCCGUAAAGUGUUUGAUCACAUAAAAGAACGAGACAUCGUCUCCUGGAAUACAAUUAUUGCAGCAUAUAAAACACAUGGGUUUCCUGACGAGUCAGUCGCAUUGUUUCACCAUAUGCAACAAACAGGUCUCCAACCAGAUCAAUUCACAUUUGCCAGCGUACUCCCUGCCUGUGCCAAAAUUGGUGCUUUGGAAGAGGGUAUGAGUAUCCAUAAAAACAUAAAGGAUAGAGGAAUUUUGGCGGAUGUUGUAGUUGCAACUGCCCUGAUAGACAUGUAUGCCAAAUGUGGAAGCAUAGACAAAGCACGUGAACUGUUUGACAAAAUGCCUGAAAAGAAUGUGGUUUCAUGGAAUGCCAUGAUUGCAGGAUAUGCAACAUGUGGAACGAUAGACAGGGCAGUUGAAUUGUUUAACAGGAUGCCUCAAAGAAAUGUGUUCUCGUGGAAUGCCAUGAUUGCAGGAUAUGCACAAAAUGGAUUUGUUGACAAAGCUUUAGAAACUUUCAAGCAAAUGCAAUUGGCAGGUGUAAGUCCAGAUUUGACAACGUUUGCUAGCAUCCUCCCUGCCUGUGCCAAAGCGGGAGCUUUGGAACAGGGUAUGGGAAUCCAUAAAAGCAUGGAUGAUAGAGGAAUUAUGCCAGAUGUUGUAGUUGCAACUGCACUGGUUGACAUGUAUGCAAAAUGUGGAAGCAUAGACAAGGCACGCGAACUGUUUGACAAAAUGCCUCAUAAAAAUGUGGUCUCAUGGAAUGCUAUGGCUGCGGGAUAUGCAAAAUGUGGAAACAUAGAGAAGGCACGUGAACUGUUUGACAGAAUGCCUCAAAGAAAUGUGUUUUCAUGGACUGCAAUGAUUGCAGGCUAUGCACAAAAUGGAUUUGUUGAAAAGGCUUUACAAACUUUCAAGCAAAUGAAAUUGGCAGGUGUAAAGCCAAAUUCCACAACCUUUGCCAGCAUUCUCCCUGCCUGUGGCAAAGUGGGAGCUUUGGAACAGGGUAUGGACAUCCAUCAAAGCAUGAUAGAAGGGGGGGUUCUGUCAGAUAUUAUAGUUGGAAAUGCUCUGGUAGACAUGUAUGCAAAAUGUGGAAGCAUGAACAAGGCACAGGAAUUGUUUGAUAGAAUGCCUCAAAGAGACGUGGUCUCGUGGACUGUGAUGAUUGGAGGUUAUGCACAAAAUGGAUUUGUUGAAAAGGCUUUAGAAACUUUCAAGCAAAUGAAAUUGGCAGGUGUAAAGCCAAAUUCCACAACCUUUGCUAGUAUCCUCCCUGCCUGUGGCAUAAUGGGGGCUUUGGAACAGGGUAUGGACAUCCAUCAAAGCAUAAAGGAUAGAGGACUUUUGUCGGACAUUGUAGUUGCAACUGUCCUGGUAGACAUGUAUGCAAAAUGUGGAAACAUAGACAAGGCACGUGAGCUGUUUGACGUAAUGCCUCAAAGAGAUGUCAUCUCAUGGAUUGCAAUGAUUGCAGGUUAUGCACAAAAUGGAUUUGUUGAGAAGGCUUUAGAAAUUUUCAAUCAAAUGCAAGUGGCAGGUGUUAAGCCAAAUUCCACAACCUUUGCCUGUGUUCUAUGUGCUUGCAGCCAUGCAGGUUUAGUGGAACAGGGCUGUACAUACUUCAAUCACAUGAGUAACUCUUAUUGCAUUACACCUACAAUUGAUCAUUAUGUGUGCAUGGUUGACCUUGUUGCCCGUGCUGGCUACCUUGAAGACACUUUAAAAUUUAUCAUUAAGAUGCCAGUUAAACCUAUGGUGGUUGUGUGGAUGAGUUUUCUUGGUGCCUGUAGAUCACAUAUGAAUAUAGGCUUAGGAGUAUUCAUAGCGAUGCUGCUAUUUGAUCUGGAUCCAAAAAAGGCUGCAACUUACGUUCUUCUCUCAAACAUCUAUGCAGAAGCAGGCAGGUGGGAUGAGGUUCAAAUGGUAAGGAGAUUGAUGAAAGAUAGAGGAAUUAAAAAGAUCCCUGGAUGUAGUUGGAUUGAAGACCAACAAAUGGUACAUACUUUUUGUGCAGGAGACAGAUCACAUCCGCAGACACAUGAGAUCUAUGCAAAGUUGGAGAAGUUGGCUUGGGAGAUGAAGGCAGCAGGGUAUUUUUCAGAUUCAAAACAUUUACUUAAUGAUGUAGAAGAGGAGGAAAAAGAAUUGUUUCUCUGUCACCAUAGUGAGAAGUUGGCAAUUGCAUUUGGUUUGUUAAACACACCCUCUGGAACAACUAUUAGAGUUGUUAAGAACCUUCGGGUAUGUGCUGAUUGUCACACUGCAACAAAAUUUAUCUCCAAGAUUGCUGGAAGAGAAAUUGUUUUGAGAGAUGCAAACCGUUUUCACCAUUUUAAACAAGGAGAAUGUUCUUGUGGAGAUUAUUGGUAAUGCUAAAAGAAGCAAUUUGUUUGUUUUGAGUAUUUGACAAUCUAGCUCAUGAUAUUGGCUUCCUAAAAUCAGAUGCAUAACUGCUCAUAGACAUUAUUGGGGUAUCUAUCAAAGAUCUGUUAUAUGACAACAUGAAUAUUUCAUUGAAUUGUUUUUAUGAAAUUGAAAAGUUAGGGGAGGUGGAGAAAGGGUAAAAACAAAAGGUGGGAAACUAAGUAAAUGAAAAGAUGCUUGAUGAGUAGAAAAUGGGAGAGGAGUGUUCAUAAUUGUCUUUCCUAUUUUGUAUAGUUUUUUUGUUUGGAUUAAUUUUAUUAAUUUGUUUUCUUAUGUCAAGGUAAUUAUUUGAGAUUAAAUUACACAUUCUCGAUUUAGUAUGUAAUUUUAUGUAAGUGUAUGUAGAUUUUGUUUCCA